GCCGCACCGGCGCGAUGGGCGAUGGGCGCUGGGCGGGAAGUUGAUAGGCGGCUGCCUCACGUGAGAAGCUGAAAAGGGAAGAGCCGGGGUUGCGCGGGACGGAGCUGUGGUGCGGGGAGGAGCUUGUCCACCAUGAGGAUGCAAUACCUGCUCCCUACUCUGCUGUCCCUCUCGCUUGUGUUGCUGGGGCCUGGCGAUGGAGUCAUUGUAUUGUCUGUCCCUGAAGUGGUUUCGUUAGAAAGUGGAAGUUCAACAAAUGUCACUAUAUCUCUGAGGGCUCCAUUAAAUGAGACACUGGUCAUAACUCUUAAUAUUACACACUCAUCAAAACACAGAACCAUUGUUGAACUGCCUGAUGAAGUACAAUUGCCUGCAGGUCACACUAAAGCAGACUUCCAAGUGAAAGCAGAUGAUGUUGGACAAGUAACAGUUUAUCUUUAUACCAUUAAUUCCAACUUAACUGGACCUAGGAUUCAAUUUCAAGUGAUUCAUAGCAUUGUGGUGAGAUAUGCUGAUGAGGUGAUUGGCUGGAUCUAUUUCCUCGCCUGGUCUAUCUCCUUUUAUCCUCAGCUCUUUGAGAACUGGCGACGAAAAAGUGUUGUUGGACUAAGCUUUGACUUUAUAGCAUUAAACCUUACAGGCUUUAUAGCAUACAGUGUAUUUAAUGUUGGACUUUUCUGGAUUCCCUUUAUUAAGGAGGAAUUCUUAGUCAGUUAUCCCAGUGGGGUGAACCCUGUGGCUAUCAAUGAUGUUUUCUUCAGUCUCCACGCAGUAGCUCUAACUCUCCUCGUUGUAAUUCAGUGCUGCAUCUACGAGAGAGCAGGUCAGAAAGUAUCCAAAGUUGUUGUUGGACUACUGGCACUUGCAUGGAUCUUCACAUUUACAACACUGUUUCUUGCUGCAGCUGAGGAAAUGACAUGGCUGCAGUUCUUAUUCUGUUUCUCUUACAUUAAGUUAGCAGUCACACUGAUAAAAUAUUUUCCACAGGCAUACAUGAAUUUCCGUCGGAAGAGUACUGAGGGAUGGAGUAUUGGAAAUGUAUUACUAGACUUCACUGGUGGAAGCUUCAGCCUUCUCCAGAUGUUUUUGCAGUCAUACAACAAUGAUCAGUGGAAGUUAAUCUUUGGAGAUCCAACCAAGUUUGGCCUGGGUGUCUUCUCCAUCAUCUUUGAUAUUGUUUUUAUGGUCCAGCACUACUGCCUAUAUAGGAGACGAGGGUACGAACCUUGUGAAUAACAUCACUUGUGAAGACAAAAACUUUAAAUGGAACUUGCCCCCUUGAGGGCCUUCAAGAUGCCUGCUGCCAGUUACCAGAAAUACUGAUUCUGAUCUCUGUACUUUGAUCCUCUCUGGUAUGGAAUACAAGCUGUUGCCUCACCAAAUGCUGAUUGCCAGAUGCCUUAAAGGACAGCAAGCUAUCUAGCCACCACUUGCAAAUGGAGUACUCAUGCUUGUUGAAGCUGUAAAGGCAGCUUAAUGUGAGCUGUCCAAGCACCACGUGGCUCUUUUUUCCAUUAACAACAGGAAAGAGAAAGACCAGAGCGAUGUCCUUCUGAGUGGAAGUGAAGCACAAAGAGCAGAGUUCUGGCUUCCAAAAAUCUGAGGUCAUGUUUAAGCAACCCCUUAAUAUCUUGAUGUAAUGACUGAAGACUGUGGAUUUAAGUGCUGCUGCUGACUCCUCACAGACAGAUCACAGUAGAACACCACUCAAAUUGACUGCUAACAGCUGUAGUGGCACACAAAAGAAUGAGGUUGGUAGCAAAUACAUAAAUACUAGAACCUGAACUCUAUAAAAAUACUGAGAAGUGGCAAAAACUAUUCUUAUUUCACUGAAAGCUUUUUCAAAGGUGUCAAGACAAGUGCUCAGAUUUAUCUGAAUACUUCUCAUGUGCUAACUUCAUUUUGCUCAGUUCUACUGACAUGCCUUGAAUCCUAAACAGGGGAUGGCAAAGAUUAAAGAGUUAUCAAAGAGAUAAUUUUUAAGUAGAUCAUGUUAACAGCCUUGUGAUUAAAGUUUAAACACAUG
Molecule: messenger RNA, 2026 nt
Organism: Aquila chrysaetos chrysaetos
Lineage: Eukaryota; Metazoa; Chordata; Aves; Accipitriformes; Accipitridae
Gene: CTNS
Product: cystinosin, lysosomal cystine transporter
Exons: 11
Coding region: 133-1236 (367 amino acids)
Biological process (GO): L-cystine transport
Cellular component (GO): lysosomal membrane
Molecular function (GO): L-cystine transmembrane transporter activity
Source: RefSeq, a predicted model, not a curated record